Molecule: messenger RNA, 669 nt
Organism: Nerophis lumbriciformis (worm pipefish)
Lineage: Eukaryota; Metazoa; Chordata; Actinopteri; Syngnathiformes; Syngnathidae
Source: RefSeq, a predicted model, not a curated record
GCAACCGACCGCCACACACGCCUUCACCAUUUUACGAACGUAAUGGCAGAAGUAGCACCAGCUCCAGCAACCCCGGCCAAGGCGCCGAAGAAGAAGACCUCCAAAGCGGCAAAGAAGAAGCCUGGUCCCAGCCUUAGCGAGCUUAUCGUCAAGGCUGUGGCUGCUUCCAACGAGCGCCAUGGCGUCUCUUUGGCCGCCCUUAAGAAAUCACUGGUCGCCGCCGGUUACGACUUGGACAAGAACAAGUCCCGCGUGAAGACCGCCGUUGUCGGACUGGUGACCAAGGGUACUCUCGUCCAGACAAAGGGAGUCGGUGCUUCAGGUUCUUUUAAGAUGAACAAAAAGGCGGAGGGGAAAGCGAAGGCUCCGGCAAAGGCUGCCAAGAAGACCCCAGCCAAAGCGAAGAAGCCCGCCGCAAAGAAAGCGGCACCGAGCAAGAAGCCUAAAUCUGCCGCAGCCAAGAAGACGGCCAGCAAGAAGCCGGCGAAAAAGGCAGCUAAAUCAACGACCCCCAAGAAAGCAGCUAAGAAAGCCACCAAGAGCCCGAAGAAGGCAGCGGCCCCCAAAAAGGCUCCCGCGGCCAAGAAGGCUUCAGCGGCCAAAAAGAGCCCUGCUAAAAGGGUCGCCAAACCCAAAACUGUCAAGAAGGCAGCACCCAAAAAGAAGUAA